Cinclus cinclus is the source of this 1405-nucleotide messenger RNA. It is a transcript of the gene CCNDBP1, whose product is annotated as cyclin D1 binding protein 1. Gene Ontology annotation, cellular component: nucleus. Bases 121 to 1128 code for a protein of 335 amino acids. Lineage: Eukaryota; Metazoa; Chordata; Aves; Passeriformes; Cinclidae. Gene Ontology annotation, biological process: regulation of cell cycle. The transcript is spliced from 11 exons. The record is from RefSeq and is a predicted model, not a curated record.
UGGGGCUGUCUCUGUGGGGCUGUGCUGUGUCUGUGGGGCGGGAAGGGGCGGGCCGGGGCCGUUCCAGCCGCUCCCGGAGCGGACGUGACGCGCUGGGCGCUCCGGGGCCGCCCCGCAGCGAUGGAGGCGCGGGAGCCGCUGCGGGACGUGCGCGGGGCGCUGCGGGCGGUGCUGGCGCGGCUGCGAGAGGGAGAGCCGGGCGAGGGCCGAGAGCCGUUCGAGCUGCCGCGCUUCUGGGACGCGCUAGGUCAGACAUUCCAAGUAACAUCACAGGAAGCUACAAAGCUGAGUCUGGCAUUCUCAAAGCCUCCACUACCUUCUGCAGAGGAUUGCCGGAAGCUGAGUGAAGAUGUCCAAAAUGCUGUUCUUGCAGUUGCCACAGUGUACUACUGGCUACCCAAGGGCCAAGGUACUACUCUUCGGAAGAUGGUUCGAGAUGCUACCACUGAAGUAGUGGAAGGGAUGAUCCAACUCACAGACACAAUUCUCAAUGCCCCAGUGGAGAGCUUAUCUCAGGAGCAGCUGAUAUCAACUGGGGGUGUUUGGGAGGCCUGUGAGCAAGUGUCUAACCUGCCACGAGAUAACCAGGCAGCAGUUGUGUCGGCUCUGGCUGCAUAUCUAGGUGUGGUCAAGGAUGCUGUGGAGGAGAUGGAACAUGCACUGGUGGAAGGGCAGGAUCCCUAUGGGGACAUCAUGGAAGAUGAAGAACUGGGCUUUCGGGGCAACAGAGACACGUAUUGGUCAGAGGCUGACCGGCAGCUGCUCAGCUCCUGCAUGGGAUUAAUGAAGGCUUCUAAAGCUUGCCUCAAGAAGGUCUUGGCUGCAGUGAAGACCCAUGGCAAAGCUGAUUCUCCAGAGCAUAUUGCACAGCUGGAUGACCUGGCAGACAUUGCUAAUGAGAUCAGCCCAAGUGUUGAUGAGCUGGCUCUAAGCAUGUACCCACCUGUGAACCCAUUGGCUGUGCGACUUAAUGCUGCUAAGUUGGCCUCAGUAUUAAAGAAAGUCUUAGAGAUUGCAAAGACAAGCCAUGUAUGUCCACCAUCAGAGGAAGGCUGGGUGCAGUUUCUAAAUGGUGCAGUAGAUCACAACAUGAACAAAGUCAAGAACUUCACACAGGGUCAACUUUAACUCUUCUGUGCCUACGUAUGUUGCUGGCUCUGGAAUCUGCAUUUCCAGUGAACUUUGCUGUUCUUCAGCUGCUUGGGAAAUGAUGAGAACAAUGUAGGAGAGAACUUCACUGCUACUUGGAAGAACUUCUCCAGGAAGUUGUCCUUUGCCAUUGCAGAAGGUGUCAUUUUGCUUGGAUUCUUGAGAUGAUGUGGUGCUGCAUCUUUAUGUGCCCCAUUCUUCAGACAUUACAACUACUGUGGGGUACAGAGAAAAAUAAAAUAUUGCUGGAUUUACA